AUGCAGAGCGCUAAUGCAGUUUUGACAGAUUUAAGCUGGCGGUUGGCAGCGCUCAAAGCCGCCGAGUCAGCAGCACUCAAGUUAAAGACAAGUAGUGCAUUAAACCGUCUGGACUUCCGCUCACUUCCCUCUCUUUCUGUCAGAGGUCCAUGGAAGCCGCUUCCCUUCUCCGUUGACUGCCGAGCCAAGCUGGCCUCCCCGGCGGCCCCGUCCCUUCCCCCGCACCCCGACCCAGAUCCAGGUCCCGACCACGCUGGCGAGGAGCACUAUGUAGGGGAGGGCGAGUCCAGCCAGCUCGAUGCACACCGGGUGCCCUCGGACUACAAGGAUGCCGAGACCAUCACGGAUGUGUGUAACAGCACCGAGCUGCCGGAGUUUGAGAUCAUCAGCCUGUUGGAGGAGCAGCUGCCGGUUUAUCGGCUGCGAGCGGACACGGUGUACGGCUACGAACGCGAUGACUGGCUGCACACGCCCCUGGUGGCCGUGGACACCUCGCUGGACCUGACCUCCGAGCAGAUAGAAGAGACUCUUAAAUACUUCUUGCUGUGUGCGGACAGAGUGGGCCAGAUGACCAAGACCUACAAUGACAUUGAUGCCGUCACACGACUUCUGGAAGAGAAAGAGAGAGAUCUGGAGUUGGCGGCAAGGAUCGGUCAGUCCCUCCUGAAGAAGAACCGGGUUCUGACGGAGCGGAACGACUAUCUGGAGGAGCAAGUGGGACAAAUGACGGAGGAGGUGGCACAGCUGCACCAUGAGCUGAACCUGAAGGACGAGCUGCUGCAGUUCUACACCAACGCUGCCGAGGAGAGCGAGGAGGAGUCGGGCGCUUCCCCAACGGGCAGGAAGAGUCGAGCGGAUGCUGCGUCCGGACUGUUCCUGAGCGACACGCUGCAGAAGAAACUCCGAGAGCUUGAAGAAGAGAACCUGUCCCUGCGAUCUGAGGCCAGCCAUCUCAAGUCGGAGACAGAAACGUACGAGGAGAAGGAGCAGCGGCUGGUCAACGACUGCGUGAAAGAACUCAGGCUGUCCAGUCGCCAGGUCUCCACCAUCGCUGAGGAGCUGGCCCGGAAGACCGAGGACGCCUCGCGACAACAGGAGGAGAUCACACACCUCCUGUCCCAGAUUGUGGACCUGCAAAAGAAAACCAAAUCUCUGGCGGUGGAGAACGAAGAACUCUUGCAUCAUCUGGUCGCAGCUAAGGAUGCUCAGAGGCAGCUGACCGCAGAGCUGCAAGAGCUGGAGAUGAAGUACUUGGAGUGCAUGGAGAUGCUGCACGAGGCCCAGCAGGAGCUGAAGAACCUGAGGAACGCAAACUACGCUGCGGGAACCCCCAGACGCUUCCAUCCUCUGGGACUCUACCCCAUGGACUCUCUGGCUGCAGAGAUUGAGGGAACCAUGAGGAAGGAGUUAAGUCUGGAUGAACCAGAGUGUGAACAUCAAAAAGUCCAUCGCCGGCGCGUUUUCCAGACGGUGAAGAACGUCAACCAGACGGUGCGCCAGCGCUCUCUGACCCCGACCGGCACCAACAUCCCGGGCUCCAACCGGUCCUUGUCCUCCUCGUGCACGUCGCCGCAGUCCAGCGGGCUCACCAGUCCCCGCUCUGGAGUGUGUGCGGGGGACCUCGGCGGGGACAGCGUCCCUCUUGACAACCGCGUGCAGAGCAUCCUCAUGGAGGCGGAGAAGAGCGCAGAGGGUGAAGGGAAGAGCGGGGCCCAGGACUUGCGUGUGGCCCUGCGCCGCUUGUCUCUACGCCGGCAGAACAACCUGAGCGAGAGGCGAUACUUUGACGAGGAGAGGGAGCGCAAGCGAGGCGGCCACCCAGACCCCCUGGGGGCUGUGGUCACCCCCUCUGAAAGCAUCAUGUCCCUGGGAAACCUGCACCUGUGGGCCUCCAGGGGGCCCUACCUGCCUGACAAACUCCAGAUUGUCAAGCCACUUGAAGGGUCGGCCACCCUGCACCACUGGCAGCAGUUAGCCCAGCCGCACCUCGGGGUCAUCCUGGACGCCAGACCAGGGGUGGUGUCCAAAGGCUACAGACCCCUUGAAAUGGAACUAGAACAGGCGUAUUCAUGGGGCAGCUUUGAGGAGGAAGAAGCAGCAGAUCGCUACUUCCAGAACUUACCCACCUGCUCGCCAGCAGGGCCCUGCACCAGCAGCAGCCUACCGCCCGCCCACAUGGUCCCGCCUUCUCCCACCUCGCCAUCUCCCUCACCGCAUCUUAGCAACACGGAUGCACUAGCUGCUUACUACCCAGGUAAAUGCAUGGCUCACACAAGCUCCACCUACACCUUCACCACAUGCCGCAUCCUGCACCCCACUGACGAGCAGACGCAUGUCACGCCCAGUCUGAACGCCAUCGCUGCCACCUCCUCCUCCUCCUCCUGCGUGAUGACCAGCUCUCUGCUGCCAGCCGCCACACCCUGCACACCUCGCAGGCUCAGUCUCAGUCUGAGGCCCUCAGAAUCAUCCACCAACCUCAGGGAUGGCACCCGCACCACCAGCACCUCCCUGGGCUUAGUGCGCCUCCUACAGGAGAGAGGGAUCUCUGCAGCCGUGUAUCACCAGAGUCCGGCCAGUGAGGGCGUCUUAUUCAGCACCUCCAUCACGCCCGACAGACCCCGCCACCUGCGCCCCACAACACCUCCAAACUCCCCCACGGGACAGGGGGCCACGUCUAUGGGCUUCGACCUCAAGAGCCCCUCCUAUGACAACUUCCUGGCCUCCAAACCGGCACGUUCCAUCCUGAAGGAGGUGACUGCGGCCACCAGGGGUCGCCAGAGGGGGCGGGACUGUGAGAGCCAGACUGACGUGAGCGUGAGCGUGCACAACCUCAACCUGCUGGACAAGGUGAAGCGUCUGGGUGUGGCCCGGCCGGUGAGUCCGAGCCCCAUGCUGGGGCCUCUGGGGGGGCUGCGAAGAUCGGGCUCCCCCUUUGGGCCUGAGGGGAUGAGACGGAACAGGAGUUACCCGGCGAGCAUGGCCAUGAAGGCUCCGGGUCCUCCUGAGUAGUCUGGACCCGGGAAAUGGGAGGAGCCAAUCUGGCGCAUGAGCAGUCACAUGACAUGUGGCUUGAACAACAGCCAUUACAUUAGGUACACCUGACAUCACACUGGAAAAACAACGGUGGACUUGAGGGGGGGGGGAAACGGAGAAUAACAAUAGUAGGAUUUUUCAGGUUUACAGUAAUAACCACUGUAGAUUUUACGGUAAAAUAAUAUCGCAAGUCAGUCUGCAGAAUUAGAUACCGCUCUUCAGUUGACAGUCAUUUGCUGUGGUCAGGGCCGGCCCGUGACAUAGGCCGUAUAGGCAAAUGCUAAGGGCGCCGUCCAUCAGGGGGCGCCACGCAAGUGCCACAAAUGUUGGAGAGAAAAAAAAAAAAGGAGAAAAAAAGUUGAGUUUGAGUUUAUUUCGAACAUGCGAGCAUACAACAUGAUGCAUCACAAUUUCCAGUUUCUCUUUUCAACAUGUUCGAAAAGGAGUAGGAAGAAGCAGAGCUUAUUUAAUCCUACCCCUUUUCUUUUACAUAACAGUAAGUCUUUGCUGUCGUCCAGCAUUCUGUUUUUGUUUACUUUGUAGCCAAUUCAGUUUUAGUUUCAUUCUGCAAAGCCUUUCCCUAAGCUUCAAUGCCUUUUCUUAGGGGCACUCACGUUUUGUUUAUUUUUGGUUUUGAGUUGAGUAUGAGUUUAUUUCGAACAUGCAAGCAUACAACAUGAUGCAUCACUAUUUGGUACAAUUAUUUCUGAAUACAAAAAAUAAUCCCACGUUAAUUAAAAUGCAAAGUAAAGCCUAUUUAAUAGAAUUAUUAUUUGUUACAACAUU
This is a messenger RNA of Nerophis lumbriciformis (worm pipefish), 3819 nucleotides long. The record is from RefSeq and is a predicted model, not a curated record. NCBI's taxonomy places the organism in Eukaryota, Metazoa, Chordata, Actinopteri, Syngnathiformes, Syngnathidae.